CGCAAUUGUAUUAUUUUUCAAUCAACAUUACAUCAAUGAUUUCCUUUCAAAAAUGAAAAGGAUUGUAUUCCAUAAGUUCAAAGCACCACAAAAUUUGAGCUAUGAAUUAGCACAACAAUGAUAAUAGCAUAGCAAGAUGGCCUUAGAGCUCAAGAAAUGGUGCUUAGCAGAAGGAUUGAAAUCAUUGAAGCAUGUAAAACUCGCUCACUGCCGCCUCCUCCGCCUCAACCUCCACCACGACAACCACCUCCUCAACAUCAUCCUCCGCUCUUCCUUAAACUUUUCCAACACCCACUACCCAAUCCUCGUUUUCCACAAAACAACAUUAAACCCAAACACCUUUCUGUACAACACCAUGAUUCGCGGCAUGGUCUCAAACGACCGUUUCCAUGAUGCUGUUCAACUAUAUGCUUCAAUGCAUAAAGCCUCUCUCGUUCCUGAUAACUUCACUUUCCCUUUUGUCCUCAAAGCUUGUGCCAGACUCAAUCUUUUUCAAUUGGGUCUGACUAUUCAUUCUCUUGUGAUUAAAACUGGUUUUGAUUAUGAUGUUUUUGUGAAAACGAAUGUUGUUUGUUUUUAUUCUAAAUGUGGGUUUUUAAGUGAUGCCCGGAAGGUGUUUGAUGAUAUUCCUGACAAAAAUGUUGUAUCUUGGACUGCUAUUAUUUGUGGGUAUAUUGAGUUUGGUCAGUGUAGGGAGGCGGUUGAUUUGUUUAGAGGGUUGUUGGAGACGGGUUUGAGACCUGAUGGUUUUGUUAUUGUUCGUGUUUUGCGGGCUUGUGCGCGGUUAGGGGAUUUGCAGAGUGGGAGGUGGAUAGAUAGGUGUAUGAGUGAGUGUGGUUUGCAUAGGAAUGUUUUUGUGGCUACCUCUUUGGUGGAUAUGUAUGCUAAGUGUGGAAGUAUGGAGGAAGCGCGUUGUGUGUUUGAUGGAAUGGUUGAGAAGGAUGUUGUUUGUUGGAGUGCCAUGAUUCAAGGUUAUGCAUACAAUGGGUUACCAAGAGAGGCACUUGAGUUGUUCUUUGAAAUGAGGAAGGUAGAUGUGAGACCUGAUUGUUAUGCCAUGGUGGGAGUUCUCUCUGCAUGUGCGAGGUUGGGAGCGUUGGAGUUAGGAAAUUGGGCUAAGGGUUUGAUGGAUGAGGAGGAGUUUUUGUCUAACCCUGUGUUGGGUACUUCCUUGAUUGACUUGUAUGCAAAAUGUGGAAGUGUGGAGGAGGCUUUGAGGGUUUACAAAAUGAUGAAAGAGAAAGAUCGUGUUGUCUUCAAUGCUGUUAUUUCGGGACUGUCUAUGUAUGGACAUUUUGGGGCUGCAUUUGGAGUUUUUGGACAAAUGGGAAAGUAUGGAAUUCGACCGGACGAAAAUACUUUUGUUGGUUUGCUUUGUGCAUGUACCCAUGCUGGUCUGGUUGAUGAUGGCCGUCGUUAUUUUAACAGCAUGAGUGAUGUCUUUGGUAUGACUUCCACCAUUGAGCACUAUGGAUGCAUGGUGGAUCUCCUAGCCCGUGCAGGUUUGAUGGUUGAAGCACAUAAUUUGAUCAAGGGUAUGCCAAUGAAGCCUAAUGCUAUUGUUUGGGGGGCAUUGUUGGGUGGAUGUAGGUUACAUCGGGAAACCCAAUUGGCUGAACAUGUGCUAAAACAGCUCAUUGAGUUAGAACCAUGGAAUUCAGGACAUUAUGUUCUCUUAUCAAAUAUAUAUUCAGCAAGUCAUAGAUGGGACGAGGCAGAAAAAAUCAGGUCAACAUUGAACGAUAAAGGGAUGCAAAAGUUACCUGGGUAUAGUUGGGUUGAAGUUGACGGAGUCGUUCAUGAAUUCCUUGUUGGAGACACUUCCCAUCCAUUAUCACAAAAGAUAUAUGAAAAGCUUGAAAUCUUGCUGAAAGACUUGAAAGAAGCUGGUUAUAAUCCAACCACCGAGUUUGUACUCUUCGAUGUAGAGGAGGAGGAGAAAGAGUACUUCCUUGGUUGUCAUAGUGAAAAAUUAGCUGUUGCAUUUGCACUGAUCAGUACUGGUGCCAAAGAUGUCAUUCGUGUUGUUAAAAACCUUCGUGUUUGUGGCGACUGUCAUGAGGCAAUAAAACUCAUAUCAAAAGUUACAGGGAGAGAGAUAGUCAUUAGGGAUAAUAAUAGAUUCCAUUGUUUCAGUGACGGUGCAUGUUCUUGUCGAGAUUAUUGGUAAAACUUUGAUGUAUUUUGUAUUCUAAAGUUGAAAUUCAUUGUUCGCUUCACUUCAAAAGUUGUCAACCUUUAUGUAUACUUGGGAGGGGAUUAAUUAAAUCUGCGAAGUCUUGCACCUUCCUUGGAUAUAGUGGAGAUUGAAAAUAGUUUUGCUGCAUUUGGAUGGAGAAAUGACCACUUCUUUAAUGCAUCUCCAUACCUGACUUCAUAAUUCAUCCCAUCCCUCAAUUUGAAGCAGCAGUAUGUGCCCAAAACUGAACUGGGAGAGGUUUUGUUUGUCUUUCAGAAUGCAAUUUUCUCCAGACAUACUAAUCGGAUGGAGAACAUAAGCAUAGUUUUUAAGAUCCACUAUAUAUGCAACUUAGACCAGUCAGCUAUUGGAAUUCUAGCAAGAACGGCACACAUUUUAUAGCAAGUCGUUGGGAUGUCAUACUGCUUUUACAUAAAUGAUACUUUACCCAGUGUAGGCAAACAUACAAACUUUAAGCUCAAAAUUUGAACCAUGAGUUUUCUUAACAUGAAGAUGCAUUGAGCUUCUGUUCACUUCCUGUAUUGUCUCUGAUGCACAGCCAGUAUUUCUACCAGUACACUGCUCAGAAGUUCUUAAUGGAUGAUACAAAAGUGGGCAAUGUUUUACAAGGUAAAACUUUUGAUUCAACACACAUAUAUAUAGUAAUAAGAAUGGAGUUUGAUUCUUACUGCCUAUUUUUAAUCACUUAAUCUUUCUUUUCCUGGUACCUUUACAUCUAGAACUGAUUUAUUUAGUUAGAAUCCUUUAAGUUUUGCCUUCAUGUCUUGCACUCUGUGCACCUUCUCUUUUUUGACGGGUGAGUUCCUGUGCUGGGAAUAUUAUUGAAUAAAUCAUUUCCCAAAUUUUUGGUA
Molecule: messenger RNA, 3051 nt
Organism: Lathyrus oleraceus (garden pea)
Lineage: Eukaryota; Viridiplantae; Streptophyta; Magnoliopsida; Fabales; Fabaceae
Product: putative pentatricopeptide repeat-containing protein At3g08820
Exons: 2
Coding region: 137-2170 (677 amino acids)
Biological process (GO): RNA modification
Molecular function (GO): protein binding; zinc ion binding; RNA binding
Source: RefSeq, a predicted model, not a curated record